Exophiala oligosperma is the source of this 957-nucleotide messenger RNA. RefSeq lists its product as uncharacterized. The transcript has 2 exons. NCBI's taxonomy places the organism in Eukaryota, Fungi, Ascomycota, Eurotiomycetes, Chaetothyriales, Herpotrichiellaceae. Bases 1 to 957 code for a protein of 318 amino acids. The record is from RefSeq and is a predicted model, not a curated record.
AUGCCAGGAAGUUUCUUGAAUCCAGUCCACGAUGACUACAAAUACGACCCGGACAAGCACAUCCCCGAUCUGUCGUCCAAGGUCAUAAUAGUCACGGGAGGGAACAAUGGAAUCGGCAAGGCCGCCGUGACCGAGUUGGCCAAACACAACCCGAAACGGCUGUACAUGACUGCUCGAAGUAGAUCCAAGUACGACACUGCAAUGAAAGACGUCCUCGCCGCUGUACCGACGGCGAAGGUUGACUUUCUGGAACUCGACCUCGCUUCUUUUGCGUCGAUCAAACAUGCUGCCGACAAAGUGAUUGCAAAUAACGAUCGAUUGGACAUCUUGAUCAACAAUGCAGGGGUGAUGGGUCUCCCGCCUCAUCCAACCACCAAAGAAGGUUAUGAGAUCCACAUCGGCACCAACCACGUGGGUCACGCUCUUCUCACGAGACUACUCAUGCCGUUACUCCUCGAAACCGCCUCCUCUUCCAACUCGGACGUGAGGGUCGUGACGCUCAGCUCGGGGGCGCACGCCAUGGCCACGUCGGGGGUGUCGAUCGACAAGAUCGCCACCCCCAUGGAGGGCACCUGGUCUUUCACUCGCUACGGCCAGUCCAAGAUGGCCAACGUGCUGUUCGCCCGCGAACUGGCCCGGCGGUACCCCCAGAUCAUUUCCGUUUCUGCCGACCCGGGGCGCGUGCAGACCCCGUUGUUGGACGAAAAGUUCAAGACCCGCGACUUCACCACCUACUUCCAAAAGACGUACGACUUUCUCGCGGGGAUGUUGGACGCCCGCCACGGUGCGUUCACCGAACUGUGGUGCGCCACGUACGACAAGCAGAAGGUCAAGACGGGGACCCAUUAUGUCCCAUUCGGACACGAGUCUCCCGGUCACAAGAAGAGUCGUGACGAAAAGCACGCCAAGGAGUUGUGGGAGUGGCAGGAAAAGGAAUUUGAAAAGCAUGGGUACUAG